Messenger RNA from Clunio marinus, 240 nucleotides. The record is from the annotation of a GenBank genome assembly. Lineage: Eukaryota; Metazoa; Arthropoda; Insecta; Diptera; Chironomidae.
AUGACCUUGAUUAAUCGAAUCAAAUGUCUUUUUGUUCUAGUUUUCAAGGACAUAUUUUCAGAUUCUCAACAAAUUUCUCCUUUGCUUAUAGAUAGGAUAGCUGAUGCUGCCGAAAAAAUAUCUCGAUUUAGCAUUUUGUUAUUGAUGUGCAGUUUUUGUGCUAUGCUGUUGCGUUUUCCAGACUGCUGUGGGUGGGAAGUGUUAAGUCAUCAAAUUUCACUAUCAAUUUUUCAUUCAUAA